Messenger RNA from Venturia canescens, 1731 nucleotides. RefSeq names its product purine nucleoside phosphorylase-like. Bases 210 to 1208 code for a protein of 332 amino acids. NCBI's taxonomy places the organism in Eukaryota, Metazoa, Arthropoda, Insecta, Hymenoptera, Ichneumonidae. Gene Ontology annotation, cellular component: cytoplasm. The record is from RefSeq and is a predicted model, not a curated record. Gene Ontology annotation, molecular function: purine-nucleoside phosphorylase activity. The transcript has 6 exons. Gene Ontology annotation, biological process: nucleoside metabolic process.
ACAAGUCCCAGGCAUUUGAAAGUGCGCGGCGCCGAGAACUGGCACGCGAGCGAACGUUUUUUUCCCCAAGUUUGUUCCCGACGAAGCCGCUUUCAGUCGCUGGAUAUCGAGUUUUCCUUGGUCCGAGUUCGUCGAUAAAAUCCCCGAGAAAUUUCGGUGUUUGGGAAGGAAUAAAAAGUCGGGCUCGAACAGCCUUAAAGAUCCGGAAAAUGCCUUUUGAAAACAAAUCACUUGUCAACGGCCAUGGAUCCCUCAAACGGCCCAACGAAAAUGAGUUUCUUCACACCGCGGUCAAACACACGAGCACCUCAACAUACACGUUCGAGGCGCUCCAGGAAUCGGCGCAGUAUCUCCUCGAUCGUGUCACCAUAAGGCCAAAGAUCGGUAUUAUUUGCGGUUCUGGAAUGGGACAAUCUGAGCAUAGUGAGUUGUGUCCAGGUUCACUGGCAGACACGUUGACGGAUCCGAUAGUAUUUCCAUACGAGGAGAUACCACAUUUUCCAAGCUCCACGGUCAAAGGGCACGUGGGACAAUUGGUUUUUGGUUUCCUAGAAGACGUCCCGGUGAUGUGUAUGCAGGGCAGGUUCCACUAUUACGAGGGAUACCCACUGUGGAAAUGUGCGAUGCCUGUGAGGGUGAUGAAGCUCGUCGGUGUAAGUCAUCUGAUCGCUACCAACGCUGCAGGCGGUUUGAAUCCGAAAUACAAGGUCGGUGACAUCAUGAUGGUGAAGGAUCACCUUAACAUGAUGGGAUUUGCUGGCAACAAUCCACUUCAGGGACCAAACGAUGACAGAUUCGGACCGAGAUUCCCACCUAUGAACGCCGCCUACAACGCUCACCUUCUCGACGUUGGCACGGAAAUAGCCAAAGAAAUGGGUAUCGAUGACAUCAUCCAUCGAGGGGUUUACACCUGUCUCGGAGGCCCGAAUUUCGAGACUGUGGCAGAGCUUCGGAUGCUGAGUAUGGUGGGAGUCGAUGCCGUAGGAAUGUCAACCGUCCACGAAGUGAUAACGGCCCGACACUGCGAAAUGACGGUGUUCACAUUCAGUUUAAUAACGAAUCACUGUUCGACCGAUUACGAGAACGACAAUGCAGCGAAUCACGAGGAAGUGAUAGACGUGGGAAGGAGCAGGCAGCCCUUGAUCCAGGAUUUCGUGUCGCGCAUGGUACUGCGAAUCAACGAGGAGAUAAAUAAUUAUAAAAAAUGAAUAAAUAAAGUAGCCAGAAUUGUAAAAAUUGUCUACGCAUAGAAAAAAAUGGAGAAUAUUUUUAUCGUGGAGAAAUAGUUUGAGGGAAGGAUGCCGGAGGGGCGGAGCUCCCCGAGAGUUUUAUCGAGGCCAAGAGAGUCCUCGAGAUCGUGAAAUUCUUCGAAAAAACACGUUUUCCACCUAGAAAGAUCCACUUUUGAAAUCUUCAACUUGGAGAUUCGUAGAAGGAGGAUAAGAAAAAGGGAAUAAUGGAAACGAGAAGAAAACAUGAAAAGAGCGACGCGGCGAUGAUUGUCACAAGCAUUAUCGUCGUCAGAGAAGUUCGCAUAAUGAGGCACCAGGAAACAGGGAUGGAGAGGGGAAAGGCGAAAAAAACUAGAAGGAUUAAAGAAAACGCGUGAGCAGGAAUGAGUCGAGGCAAAUCGUUACAGCCAGGAUUUUCUAGUAAUCUAUUCGUAAUGCAACGAGAAUCGUCGAUGAACGAGGAAAAAAAUGUGUUUCAAUAAACUUUUAUUGUCAAGGA